Messenger RNA from Archocentrus centrarchus (flier cichlid), 3822 nucleotides. It is a transcript of the gene hgfb, whose product is annotated as hepatocyte growth factor b. The record is from RefSeq and is a predicted model, not a curated record. Gene Ontology annotation, biological process: proteolysis. Lineage: Eukaryota; Metazoa; Chordata; Actinopteri; Cichliformes; Cichlidae. The transcript is spliced from 18 exons. Gene Ontology annotation, molecular function: signaling receptor binding; serine-type endopeptidase activity. The coding region runs from base 86 to 2227 and encodes 713 amino acids.
GCAACAUCUCCUGGUUGCAGUUCGACAGCAAAGGAAGCAGCGUUUCCGAUUUGUUUUCCAGAAACCGUUGUUGCGUGACGAGACGAUGCGGAUUUACAAGCUCGUGUUCGGAUUCAUUUUCAUCGUUUCUUGCUCCGAAGGCAGAAGAAAUGCGCUCCAGGACUACCAGAAAACUGACAGCAUCCAACUGAUGGUCCAUUCUAAUUCCUCCCACCUGACCAAAAGCAAGAAGAUGAGCUUAUCGAAGUGUGCUAAAGCCUGCAGCCGCAACAAAAGGCUCCCGUUUACUUGCAGAGCAUUUCUCUAUGAUCAUAAAAACAGGAAAUGCCAGUGGCUGUCCUUCGACAGGAACUCACCAGGCGUUCAGAGCCAACAGAACAUGAACUACCAACUCUAUGAAAAGAAAGACUAUGUUAGAGAAUGCAUUGUAGGAACAGGUCAGAGUUACAGGGGGCGGAGGUCAGUGACUGUGAGUGGGAUCCUGUGCCAGGCCUGGGCUUCUCCUAUUCCUCAUGAACACAAAUUCAUGUCUAAGAGGUUCAGGAAGAAGGACCUCAGGGAAAACUACUGUCGCAACCCAGACAACUCCACUGUUGGCCCGUGGUGCUUUACCACCGACCCCCGGCCACACCUCAGACAUGAGCAGUGUGGCAUACCAAAGUGUUCAGAAGUUGAGUGUAUCAACUGUAUUGGAGAAGAUUACAGAGGACCAAUGGACCACACAGAAAGUGGAAAAGAAUGCCAGCGCUGGGACCUGGAUGAACCACACAAACACCUGUACCACCCCAAGAGGUACCCUGACAGAGGACUAGAUGAUAACUAUUGUAGAAACCCAGAUGGACGCCAAAGACCCUGGUGCUUUACCACAGACCCAAAUACACCCUGGGAGUACUGCAACAUCACAGUUUGCGAAAAUUCUCCUAAAAGUAAUGUGGUGGAAACGACCGAAUGUUACCUGGGCAGAGGAGAGGGUUACAGGGGAACAGUAGAUGUGACACCCACUGGACUCACCUGCCAGCGCUGGGACUCUCAGUAUCCCCAUAACCACACAUUCCUACCUGAAGCCUACCCCUGCAAGGACCUGAGAGAAAACUACUGUCGAAAUCCAGAUGGUCAAGAAUUCCCCUGGUGCUUCACUACAGACCCAAGAGUCCGCACAAUGUUGUGCAUUAAUAUCCCUCAGUGUGGCACCCAAAACAGGCCUGUCAGCGACUGCUAUGAAAGCUUUGGAGAGAAUUAUCAAGGACAGCAGUCAAGGACUAGAUCAAACCUGCCCUGUGCUCCCUGGAGCGACCACAGCAACAGUGGUGAGAGGGGCAUGCUGAUGGCUGGCCUGGAAGGAAACUACUGCAGGAAUCCCGAUAAAGACAAACAUGGUCCCUGGUGUUACACCAACAAUUCUGCCAUACCCUGGGACUACUGCAAUGUAAAACCAUGUAAUGCUUCACAGAACACCAUCCCACUGGGUGAGUGGAGCCCUGUGGGCUGUUUUGUCCAUAAGAGAACGAGGAUCGUGGGAGGAGGUCCAGUGGGCAUAUCAGAAGGCAGCUGGAUGGUCAGCAUACAGAAAGGAUCAAUGCACUGGUGUGGCGGUUCACUAAUACGAGACGAGUGGGUACUUACUGACAGGCAGUGCUUCUCCUCGUGUGUUCCAAACCUCAGUGAGUAUCGAGUGUGGCUGGGAGUCUCUCAUAUUCAAGAGGGCACACCUGAUUGGUCCAAGAGACAGGAAGUCAACAUAGCCCAUGUGAUAUGUGGCCCUGAGGGUUCCAGUUUAGCCCUUCUAAGGCUCUCUAAGCCUGCCCUUCCCGCAGACAAUGUCCAUACAAUUCAGCUGCCUUUGGCUGGGUGCGCCAUCCCUGAAGAAACAAUAUGUAAAAUGUAUGGAUGGGGAGAGACCAAAGGCACUGGCUAUGAAGAUAUGCUAAAGGCAGUGGACCUCCCCAUUGUCAGUAAUAGCCGGUGCAGAGAGAUGCACAGAGGAAACCUCCACAUCACCAACAACAAGAUCUGUGCAGGAGGGAAGAGGAAUGAGGGAGUGUGUGAGAGGGAUUAUGGAGGCCCUCUGGUGUGUCAGGAUGGUGAUAUCAGAGUUAUAGUUGGAGUAAGUGUCCAUGGCAGAGGCUGCGCUCGGGCCAACCAGCCUAGCAUUUUCAUUAAUGUGCCCUACUACACACAAUGGAUCUACAAGGUUUUCAGAUAUUACCCCAACACUGACACCGUCUGAAGACUUAACAGAGAAUGAAUCAAAUUCUGAGGACUAAAACAGAUCUAGAGCCUCCACUUAAGUCCAGUGGUGCUCUCAGGAUGCCUGGUUUAUAAUGUUUUGCAUACCAACACAGUCCAGAUCAAUAGGAAAUUGAUCUGAAGUUAUACUUAAACUAUGAUGUAAUAUUUAAAAGCAUCAAUAAUAAGAAAGAGUCAUUGAUGGCAGUUUUGAAGCCCAACAUGGAUGUUAUUCUUAUUUUAGCCAUACAGUAGGAAGUGAAGUGCUGGAGCAUCUAACAAGUCAAGAAACAGCAAAGUAGGGCUUUGACUGAAGUGGGAGCAGAACAGGCAAACAUAUAUCUGUUUUGUUUUUGUUUGUUUUUGUUUGUUUUGUUUUGUUUUUUGUCCAUUUCACAAUUUCAUUUAGGUAGCAAUUCCACCAUAGUCAUAUGUGUGUAUGUGAAUACUCUUGAUUCCUGGCAUUACUUGAAUAUUUUAAAUACCAAAUUCAGUGGUUCAGCAGCUGCUUUUAUAGAGUACGUUAACAGGCCACUUAAAAACUAUCCAGUGGUAGGGCAAUGCUAAGGGCACUCUGACCAAGCAUCUCCAGGAGCUUUGAUAAAGUGGUCCUUACUGUAAAUACUAUUUUAAUGAGUGUGUUUGUGACACUCUUAAUUCAUUUAGGUCUUAUAGAUCUAUGAGAACUCAGAUGCUGUGGUGGACAGAUAAAUGGCAUGAAGUGUUCUAUCAGUGUGUUUUAGCUUUUAGCCAAAUUUCUGUUUCAUUAUGGGGGCAAAUAAACAGAAAACCUGAAAUAAACUGCAUCUUCCUUAUUCUCAUGUUACCAUAGUACAACUGACUGAAAGAUGCUCUUUGCUUUCUGUGUAAAUAAAAUGAGUGGAUGGUUAACCAGUGUUCACAGGAUUUGAAAAACAAACUUUUUUUUUUUUAACAUUUAUGUGUACACAAAAGCUCUUUCUGUACAGAAUUUACUAUUUCCUUUAAAACGUUGAAUCAUCAUCAGUGUGUCUGGUUUUUUUUUAAGUUUUGAAUUUGUGUGUGUGCGUGUGUGUCUGUAUUUAAAAAAAAAAAAAAAAAAAAAGAAGAGAAAAGAAAAAAAGAAAACAAGUGCAGAGGGAGAGGGUGUGUGAGUCUGUGCAUGUUUGAGCCAGAAUUAAAUGAAUCAUCUCCACUCUCAGACCUUGGCAGACCCCCCCCCCUUUUUGAUUCCACCCCAGAUAGUAGUGUGUCAAAGUCUGGUGGUUCUAACUUUGUGGAUGGGAUGUGAUCUUUGUAACAUUACUGUCAGUAAUGGGCUUCACUGCGACGACUGAACAAACAAUGAAACAAGUUGACACACUUGUUUUCCAGUGUCAGUGUUUGAGAUGGCUUUGUAACUACAUCAGCUGUAUGUCUGUAUGGGAGUAGGAAAAUGGUCUGUGUGUAAGUUUGUAUGCGUGAGUCUGUGUGUGAUUGUGUGCACACUGAAAAAUGCUGCAAGCUGCUAUAUUCUACAGAUUGUACAGUACUGCCUUAUAAUGUAUAAUAUGUAUUGUAUUGUAUGCAUUUACUAUGAACUUCAUUUUAUCCAGUGCUAAAUGUUAAACCCUGUUU